CGUGGCAGUAGUCGAGUAGUGGUUUGUUCAGCUGAACGUGAGUUUAGUAAACAAAAACCUAAAUAGGUGGAUAGAUACCUGAACGAUGUGUAUCAAAUCAGUUUUUGAACUGUGAUUGGUAUCAGGUGUGGCGCAGUGCCUAUUUCAAGCUCUUUUACCCAAACCUAAACUAGGACGAGUUUAUUUCUCAGAAGUACCUUGGAUUGUGCAUUACAAGAACACACAAUGAUGGCGUCAGAGGAACUCUCCUUUGUGGCUCCCCGUAAAUUGAAGGGCCCCCAUCACCAUGACGUUACCCAUCCAGCCACUCUGUGGCGAUAAUACAUCGUUGCCCUUACGUGGAGGUGUAACCGGAAGACGAAGAUUGUGUUUGAGUGCUGCUUGGGCUGAUCCACCGACAACACGAAGAGAAAGACGUCGAGCAAUUUGCUCAUGGUCGGUCGGAUACGGUACACUCACCGAACAAGAAGAGUCGCCAGUGAAACAAGAUUUGCUUACAAAAAAAGGAAAAGUGGCUGACAACGCCACAUUGCUGGAACCGCGGGGCCGCCGUCUAGUCACCUCCAUCGCCCCCACUCAUGCAUCCCCCCCGGCGUCUCGCCGGUCCCGCAGCAAAGUGGAUCUUUUGGCUAUGCCCGGCCUAAAAACCCUAGUAAAUCGUCGACGAAACAGCGGUUCUGAGACCCAAACCCCUCUAGUGAAACAAAAUGGAAGUUCGGGCAACCUCAUCAAGCCUGCUGCCAGUAUGGCCAGUCUGCGGAAAUACGAGACAGUUUUGGCACUCACUGGAGUGCUCCGAUCGUCGUCAUCGUCGAGCAGUGUUGAGCCUUUGCAACCUGUCAACAGACUCAGAGUACCUCCACAAGAGUCCACCUCGAGGUUUUGUUCGCGAUGUUCCAGUAUCCUCACUUUAGCUUCGACGUCGCGAUAUUCGCUCAAUUCCUCCACGGGGGGGUUCGUGCCCAUACACAAAGAGACUCUACUACUUUGCAAACUCUGUCUUGCGGAAGUGCCUUCCAAGGAUGCGUGCUGUAUUGCCGACUGCAAGUGCUCCUUUUGUGCAGAGUGUAUGCGAGUUUACGUGGAAUUUGAGAUAGCCCAAGGAGCUUACGACAUUUCAUGCCCCGACGCCCAGUGUCCCUCCAAAGGGGUUUUAACCGAAGAAGAGAUAAAAAGACUGGCUGGAGACGAUUUAUUUGAAAAACACAACAAAUACCGCUUAAAUAGAGAAGUAGAAUUAGAUAAGAAUCGCACAUGGUGUCCCCGGGCCGGUUGCGAGACCGUCUGCAACCUCUGCCCCACUCAACAAUGUCAUCCUCAAAGCGUUCACUGCCCGAGUUGCACAACCGAUUUUUGCAGCAACUGCAAAUUGGAGUGGCACGAAGGCUUAACAUGCGAGGACAACAGCAAAAAGUUAGCGAAAGAAGGGAAAGUCGAAGAGCCUGGAAUAUCGUUCAAUUCAGAUCUCAUAAAAUGCUGCCCCAUGUGUAAUGUUCCUAUUGAAAAAGAUGAAGGCUGUGCACAGAUGAUGUGUAAACGGUGCAAACACGUCUUUUGCUGGUACUGUCUAGCCAGUCUUGAUGACGAUUUUUUGCUCCGCCACUACGACAAAGGCCCUUGUAAGAAUAAACUAGGACAUUCGCGAGCCUCAGUGAUCUGGCAUCGAACUCAAGUGAUUGGGAUUUUUGCAGGAUUUGGGAUUUUGCUUCUAGUGGCUUCACCUUUGCUUCUUUUAGCUGCGCCAUGCAUUGUUUGCUGCAAGUGCCGAGUGUGUAAUGCAGGGACCACGAAAUUAGACAACGAAGAAGACGACGCUCCCGUUGAAGAAUCUUGAUGUGGUGUGCUUCACAUUGAAACUUAUUUUUUGUCUAGUCUUUCGUUGCAUAAACAUCACUGAAUUGUUUUAUAGCUUGAAGUUUAAACAUGGACGGAAGCUGUGAUAGAACUGUGAUUAUGAAAACCGUCUGUGUCUUGGACUUGUUAUAUAAUUUAUUUGUUUUAUUGGCUGAACAAUGGAGCUUUUUUAGCUGUUGAUUAGAAUACUGUGAUAUUUAAGAGGGUUGAAAAGUAUUAUUAUUUUAUAUUUUUGGCAUAUUGAAUCGGUUUUGCAGUAUUCUAUUACACAGCAUUGUUGCAGUCUCCUGAUUUUUGUUGAGAUGUAUAGAAGUGUUAUUUUUUUAUUUCUUAGUCACGGCUUGAACCUACACAGUUACUUUUUAAUGGAGGACAAAUUGUGAAUAAUAUAAGAUACUUAUUUAAUUAGUUAUUCAUAAAAUAUUAUUAGUGUUGAUCCUUGUCAUUUUACAAAUGACUGAGUUUUUAUUACCUGAAAUUGUUUGAUUUUUAUGUUUUCCAGUAAUAAUCGAAUAAACACUUAAACGAUUUAUUAUUAUUAUACCUACAUGUACAUACUGUUAAAACGUCAUAGAUUUAAUUAGGUACCAUGUACUUACUAUAUUAAUAAGAGAAAAUAUACGUUAUUGGUACUA
Molecule: messenger RNA, 2489 nt
Organism: Tribolium madens (black flour beetle)
Lineage: Eukaryota; Metazoa; Arthropoda; Insecta; Coleoptera; Tenebrionidae
Product: probable E3 ubiquitin-protein ligase RNF144A
Exons: 7
Coding region: 287-1834 (515 amino acids)
Biological process (GO): positive regulation of proteasomal ubiquitin-dependent protein catabolic process; ubiquitin-dependent protein catabolic process; protein polyubiquitination
Cellular component (GO): cytoplasm; ubiquitin ligase complex
Molecular function (GO): zinc ion binding; ubiquitin conjugating enzyme binding; ubiquitin protein ligase activity
Source: RefSeq, a predicted model, not a curated record